CAGCUGACCUACUUUCUCAGCCCUCAGCCACACAGCCCUGUUUACAAGCCACUGCCAGCGGAGGAUGUGGAGUACAGAGCCUGGAAAAUACACGGACAUCGCGAGUCGCAACCAAAUCCUCGAAUGGGAAAUUUUAUCGCGCAUACUCGAUAUUUGUACCUCCACCGGGCGGAUUAUUUGCGAUGCUUAGAUAACUUAAAUAGUGGUUAUGCAAUUUAACGUGUCUAUUGCCAGCGACUUUACGCACGGCUGCUAGUUUGAUAAAAUGACUGAAAUUAAAGAGAAAGUAGUGCUCAAGUGCGCAUUGCUGCUGAAGACCAGUUUUCAAGGAUUUGCUGUCUUUUGGGUGACCUCUAAGCAGUGGAGAGAGGAGCAUCUACAGUAGGUUUUUGCUGUUGAGUUUUGGGACACAAUCAGCGCGGAUGGGCCAGAUAAGACUGCAGAGAGGGCCUGGCUGGGAACUGGAGUGAGCAUGGACAACCUAGCCGACUACAGUGGCUCCUGUGCAUCCACACACAGGGAAUGGGACACCAGCAGCUGUGUGGAAGAUUUGAUGGACGAGGAUGAGAAGGACAGGGCAAAAAGGGCAUCUAGAAACAAAUCAGAAAAGAAAAGAAGAGACCAAUUCAAUAUGCUCAUCAAGGAACUAUGCACCAUGCUGCAGGGCCAGGGCCAUCCACGCAAGAUGGACAAGUCCACCAUUUUACAGAGAACUAUUGACUUCCUACAAAAACAAAAAGAUAUCACUGCCCAGAAUGAAACCUGUGAUGUAAAACAGGACUGGAAACCCUCUUUCCUUAGUAACGAGGAGUUUACACAGCUGAUGUUGGAGGCCCUGGAUGGUUUCUUGGUGGCAUUAACUACAGAUGGAAACAUAAUUUAUGUAUCUGACAGUGUGUCUUCACUUAUUGGCCAUUUACCGUCAGAUAUGGUGGACCAAAAUAUCUUGAACUUCCUCCCAGAGCGUGAACAUGGGGAGGUCUAUAAGCUGCUAUCAUCCCACAUGCUGAUGACUGACCCCAUUGCUGCUGACUUUCUAGACAGUGAGACACAUAUUGAAUUUUGCUGUCAUCUGGCCAGAGGGAACAUUGACCCUAAGGAGCCACCUGUGUAUGAGUAUGUUAAGUUUGUGGGAGAUUUCAAGUUUCAAAACAGCGUGCCUACGUCUUCUUGUAACGGUUUGGAGUUGACUUUACCCCGAGCUCUACAGUCGUCGCUGGAGGAGCAGGUCUGCCUCAUCGCUACUGUACGUUUGGUCACUCCUCAAUUCUUAAAGGAUUUAUGUAAUGUGGAAGACGCUUGUGAUGAGUUCACAUCUAGACACAGCCUUGAAUGGAAGUUCUUGUUCUUAGAUCACAGGGCUUCACCAAUCAUUGGCUAUUUACCAUUUGAGGUUCUUGGCACCUCAGGUUAUGAUUACUAUCAUGUGGAUGACUUAGAGCUAAUAGCUCAGUGUCACAGGCAAUUGAUGCAGUUUGGAAAAGGCAAGUCGUGCUACUACCGUUUCCUCACCAAAGGGCAGCAGUGGAUAUGGCUGCAGACGCAUUAUUACAUCACCUAUCACCAGUGGAACUCCAAACCUGAGUUCAUCGUCUGCACCCACACAGUAGUCAGUUAUGCAGAGGUCCGAGCUGAGCGGAGGCGAGCGUUUGGCCUUCAGGAGCUGUCUCCUCCUGAGAUAGCCCCCUCAUCAGUUAAGGCGCAGGAGCUGUACUUGGACAUCUGUUCCACACUAGACCCUCCACGGGACAGGAACAGCGGUGCGCAUUCAGUAUCGUCCCAUAGCUCUCGAAAGUCAUCCCACACGGCGCUGUCAGACUCUGCUUCAGCUAACAGCUACACUGAGGCCUGCACCCCAUCAUGGCAGCCCUCCUCCAUCGGGACCGAGAAGACAACCAGACUCCAGCCCAGCAGUUCAAAGAAUUUGGUACAAAGACAAAAUUCCUUUGACCUCGUUCCCCAACUGAGCCUCCCUGUCUCUCCUACCUGCAGCAAGCACUCCGGCAUGCAGUCAGCACCCCCACAACCCCCUCAGCCCUCUUCGUUGUACCAGCUCCCGCAGCCUCAGCUCGGGGUGAUGACCCAGCUCAAGGAGCAGCUGGAGGAGCGCACGCGCAUCCUGCAGGCUGACAUCAAGACUCAACAGCAAGAGCUGCAUGACAUUAAAGAGAAGCUUCACCUGGCUAAUCUGCAGAUGUUGUUACAGCAGCCGAUCCACAAUGACUUUGGCCAAGAUCAGCCCCCUCAACAGCAGGGUCCAGGGAGGCCAGCCCCCCAGAGCCAGGGGUCAGGGGUCAUAAGGCAGCACGCAGCACAUCCCAAACCACAGGCCUGCGGAGCUCACAACUCCUCACCUCACUCACUCAUGAGAGAAAACAGCUCUCCAUCAACACAGCCGAGGAUUGGGCGCAGCGGGCAAGUCCAGGCUGUGAGUGUACCUGUGCAGACAAACACCAGCCUCACCAUGCCCUUUUAUAGUAACCCCAUGAUGUUCUCCCAGACCAAUACAAGACCUCUGCAGGAAGCAAACCAAAGACCCUCUGAAAACGAGUUCAGUCAGGACGGACAGCUACGCAUGCUUCUGAACCAGCCAAUGCAGACCCUUGUCCCAACCAGCAGUGUCUCCUCACAGUCUUCACAGUGCAACAUGGGCCUCCCCCAGACUAUUUACACAUUGGAGCAGCAGAUUAUUGCGCCUUCAUUCUCCAUGCCGCAGGUGAACUGUAACGCGGUGCUUGUGCCCUCUCCAGUCUUCACGUCUCCCGUCAUGAUCCCUCACAACAGUUUUAUCUCACAUCAGUCGCACUCAGCCUACCACCCCCAACCACAGGCUCCACGCCACUCACUGCAGCUACAGCAGCCUCAGCAGUUCUUUCAGAUGACUCAAGGACUUGGAUCUACUUCUGCAUUCUUGCACACCACAAAUGUUCCACAGCAAAGCACUGUGGGAUACAUUCAGCAGCAGCCAACACAGCAACAGCAACAGCAGAGGCAAUACCCACAUUCCCAAAACCAGAGCGCCAGUGACUUCCGCAACAUGCUGACUCGGUAGCACUGAGACUGGUCUGGUUAGGACUGCCACUUUUGGAAGUAAAAGUACAUGUUGUAGAAACCCAGUCAAAUGGACUGGUCAGUGCAUCUACAGCAGAAGAUGGAGGUCACCUGCAGGGCCAGGUCUGGACAGGACCAGAGCCACAGGAGCUUAGACCUGGGCCCAGGGCUCCAGCUGUGGUCAGUGGUGCAACUAAUGGUGACAGCUGAAAGGAAGUCUCUCCCAUGUGUGAUCAGGUGGAAAGAUGUCAUCCAAGAAAGGAUUUUCAGUCAGGUGUGUGUCCGCACUCUGGUACCACUUUACUAAAAUUGGGAAUAUAAUUAUUAUUCCUACCAAUAAUAAUCCUUCAACUAUAUAAUCUUUCAACCUCAAUCCCAGUAACCGAAAACCAUGCACCUAGUUUGACAAGAAUUUUAAUCACAAUCAUAUCUUAAAAUUAAACCAAUGUACAGUUGAAAAUAUUGUCAGUAGAAAAAAAAUUUCAGAUUUUUUAAAAGCCUCAGUCUGUCAUAAGAAAUAAUGGGGCUCCUGUUUCCCUCUUUUAUCACAGAAAGCUUUCUUCAUAGCUUUGCAGUAAAACUUUGGAGGAGGGUCAAACUGUGCCUUUAACUAUGGUCUGUCCAUGGUAAAAGUUUGAUGGUUUAGUCUGAUUACGGCUUUAAAAAUUCAGCUCAGGUCCAUUUGGGAUACAAAGUUAUAUUUUCAUAGGUCAUAAUUUAUUGUUUUACAAACCUGAAUCAAACAAUAGAUUUAUAUUGAAAAUGAUCUGUUAUUUACUGCCUUCACAUGUCCCAUUUAGAAUAGACUGUAAGUUUAACUCAGUUCAGUCAUGAAAAACAUAUACUUUCAUUAUUUACAUGAGACACAUAAGAUGUCUGGCUAUGUAUUCAUUUACACAUUGAAAGGUCACCACAGCUAAGUGUUGUAAUAUUUGUGAUUGUGAAAACUGUUACAGAUGUGUAUGCUUGCUCAUUUGCAUCUAUUAGCAGUUUUAAUUUAAUUUUGAAAAAUAAUUUAACUAUCGAUAAAUAUAUUUGCUAGAUACAAACAUUUACCCUGAUACAAUGUGCUAAAUGUUCUACAGCUCAUUCUCAGUACUGUAACGCAUUGAAGGUCGUACUUUUGUUUCAGUGGAAAUUGUCUUGGUUUUGUUUGAAGGACAAGUGCAUGUGUCUGCACUCAGUCUUUCCUUGUGAAUACAGAAGUAAAUACAUAUUUAUUGACUAAUGACAGCUCUUAAUGCUGUUUUCUACAUCUACAACACAAGCAAAGUUAUUACAAAAAGAAAUCUAGUUUUUCAUUUUGACACACCCUUUACCAGUUCUUAGCAUUAACGCUAACCGUACAGUCCUGAAAAACUGCUGCUGAUUUUCAGACCACUACGAGUGUGUAUGUUCAGUGCCGUUUUACACUUUACUAUGUGCAAUUUCAAAUUGAGAAGAAUGUUUUUAUUGUAAUUUACUGUAAACUCUGUGUUGCAUAUGUAUAUAGAUGUGUAUAAUAAGCCAUGCUACCAUGUAAUUUAUAUGGAAGUAUUUUUCUAAUGAAAAUAUUAUUACAUUCCUUAAAUCCAGCAGCAGUUUUCAAAAGGUAUAUAUGUCCCAUCUAUGUUUCCCAAGAUUUAAAACAAAUGACAAAAUUAAGAAAUUUAGGAUAUUAUUGUUAGUGAUUAAUGAGGUAUUAAAAGGUCCCCUGUGGAGAUCUUUUUAUUGUUAUUCUAUUUGCCUGAAUGAUUGGGUCUUCAUGGUAGUAACUCACUCAAAUGCCAUAUUUGUAAGUUAUCUGAAGGAAAAAAUAUUUCAACUUAUUUGUUUAAAGUGCAAUUCUUCAUUUCAUUUAGAGGAUGGCUUUAAGGUUUAUCAUUGGAUCAAUCCAGUCACUUUCCUUUUUCACUUUGUUCAUUAAAAAAGUUAGAGGUGCCAUAGAUCAAAUCAUUUACCUGUCUGUGGUCAUUGUUUUGAAAAAACCCAAAGAUAUUUUAGAGAACAUCUUCUACUCAUUUAGAUAGUUACUUAUUCUCCCAAUACUCUUUGCUGUGGAGUAAACCUGUUGCACACUGUCCUGGAAAGACAGAAAAUAAAAUUAUUUUCUGAGUGACAUUGCAAUAGUUCAUACGUUUUCUUUUUACUCUGCGUGUAGAUAAGCUUUAGUUUGAAAUUUUCUGUUGCAUCUGUUUGUGUUUAUAGUCUGUCUGUAGAUUCUGCCGCAGAGUAAAAAUGGCCUUGAUUUUUGGUGUAACCAUUUUAGAAAGUAUGUGAAAUUAAUCUGAAAUUAAAGUGAACAAGUAAUGGUCUGUAAAAGGUUCACCAAGACACAGUUCAUUCUGCAGUUUCAGUGCAGGAACAAGGAUAUUGUAAAAUAGAAUGUACAAAGUUGAGACUAUAUUAUAGUGGUUUAUUUUAUAUGUUUAAUAGAUAUGUAUGUUAUAUGAUUUUGAAAUUAAAGUAAUUUUGUAACAGAUAAUGAAGUGUCUUAUUAGAAGAGGUAAAAACUUUGCACAGUCUCAUGUAAUGUAUGUAUUGUUUAAUUUUCAUGUUUAUUUACAAUCAAAAUCAGCUUUAAAGAUAUUUAUGUUUUAAAAUACAACACAGAGUUUACCCACGAAAUGCUAAAUUUCAACCUGGAUAUUGUGAAAUGGAAAAUAAAUAUUUCAAACAUGUAUGGUUAUUCUAACCAAA
Molecule: messenger RNA, 5730 nt
Organism: Boleophthalmus pectinirostris (great blue-spotted mudskipper)
Lineage: Eukaryota; Metazoa; Chordata; Actinopteri; Gobiiformes; Gobiidae
Gene: npas2
Product: neuronal PAS domain protein 2
Exons: 22
Coding region: 473-3052 (859 amino acids)
Biological process (GO): circadian regulation of gene expression; regulation of transcription by RNA polymerase II
Cellular component (GO): nucleus; CLOCK-BMAL transcription complex; cytoplasm
Molecular function (GO): protein dimerization activity; RNA polymerase II cis-regulatory region sequence-specific DNA binding; DNA-binding transcription factor activity, RNA polymerase II-specific
Source: RefSeq, a predicted model, not a curated record